Molecule: messenger RNA, 4677 nt
Organism: Odocoileus virginianus texanus
Lineage: Eukaryota; Metazoa; Chordata; Mammalia; Artiodactyla; Cervidae
Source: RefSeq, a predicted model, not a curated record
CUCAUGGGACUCUUCUCUCCUGUAAGGCUGGGCUCAGGCUUGCUCUCUCCAAACCCCCAGUGUCCGGCACAGGGCCUAGUCACACUGUGAUGCUCAGUACAUAUUGAGUGAACAAAUAGAAGGCUGGAUGAGUGAGGGAAGGUCAAGAUGCCUGGAUGAUAAUAGUGGUAGUAAUUAUUACUACUGAGCAAGGGAUCUUAGUGUAUCAUCUCAUUUAAUCUCAUGAUGCAUCUGAGACAGAUACUUUCUUUAUCCCCAUUUUAUAAAUAAGCAAACCGAGACUUCAGAAAUUGUUAUUUGCCCACCCAGCUGAUGUCAUGGCACCCCCAGUACCGGAGCUCCAAGUUCCGCCACGUCUUUGGCAAACCAGCCAGCAAGGAGAACUGCUACGACUCCGUGCCCAUCACCCACAGCGUCCAAGACAAUCACUUCUGCGCUGUGAACCCCCACUUCAUCGCGGUCGUGACUGAGUGUACUGGCGGGGGUGCCUUCCUCGUCAUCCCCUUGCACCAGACAGGAAAGUUGGACCCCCACUACCCGAAGGUCUGCGGGCACAGAGGGAAUGUCUUAGAUGUCAAAUGGAACCCUUUCAAUGAUUUUGAGAUCGCCUCCUGUUCUGAAGAUGCCACGAUUAAACUCUGGGACAUCCCCAAGCAGCUGCUGACCAAGAACCUCACAGCCUUCAGGAAGGAGCUGGUGGGCCACGCCCGCAAAGUGGGCCUGGUGGAGUGGCACCCCACGGCUGCCAACAUCCUCUUCAGCUCUGGCUACGACUACAAGGUGAUGGUCUGGAACCUGGAUUCAAAGGAGACUGUAAUCAUGAGCCCCGUGAAGACAAUUAACUGUCACCAAGACGUGAUCCUCUCCAUGUCCUUCAACACCAACGGCAGCCUGCUGGCCACCGCCUGUAAAGACCGCAAGAUUCGGGUUCUAGACCCCCGAGCAGGGACUGUCCUCCAGGAAGCCAACUAUAAAGGGCACCGGGCCAGCAAAGUGCUAUUUCUGGGGAACUUGAAGAAGCUGCUGUCCACAGGCACAUCCCGAUGGAACAACCGGCAGAUGGCCCUUUGGGACCAGGAUGACCUGUCUGUGCCUGUCACAGAGGUGGACCUCGACGGCUCCUCCGGUGUGCUGUUUCCCUUCUACGACGCGGACACCAGCAUGCUCUACGUGGUGGGGAAGGGGGACAGGAACAUCCACUACUAUGAGAUCAGUGCCAACAAACCUCACUUGAACUACCUGACGGAAUACCACUCCUAUAAUCCACAGAAGGGGAUUGGUGUUAUGCCAAAGAGAGGUCUCGACGUGUCCUCCUGUGAGAUCUUCCGUUUCUACAAGUUGAUCACAACCAAAAGCCUCAUCGAGCCCGUAUCCAUGAUUGUACCCCGACGGUCAGAAUCCUACCAAGAGGACAUCUACCCGCCCACGGCCAGUGCCCAGCCCUCUCUGACAGCCCAGGAGUGGCUCAGUGGGAUGAAUAAAGAGCCCGUCCUGAUGUCCCUCAGGCCUGGGGCCGAGCCGCUGAGCCCGCAGCCUCUGCCCUCAGAGAGAACCCUGUCCGUGCCCACGGCCCCCACCUCGCCUCAUCUCCUCAACCAGACGGGAAGGCUGCUUGCAGAGGAUGGCCGGGGGCCCUUCUCCCUGCCAGAGGAGAAGGCGCCAAGGUGGGCGGCAGAACACAGGCUGGAGGAGAAGAAAACCUGGCUCACGGACGGCUUUGACAUCUUCGAGUGCCCCCCACCGAAGACAGAGAACGAGCUGCUGCAGAUGUUCUAUCGGCAACAAGACGAGAUCCGAAGGCUCCGGGAGCUGGUGACCCAGCGCGAGGUCCAGGCCAAACAGUUGGAACUGGAGAUCAGAAACUUGCGUAUGAGCUCACCAAGGCUCUGAGCAGAGUCCUCUGCCCUCCUCGCCCUCAGGGACACCAGUCGGCUCCAUGCGGAGGUCCAGAACCAAACCACAGGUCCUCCGGGAACAGCUACUGUUUCUAUAUUUUUUACCAGAAAUGAAACUCUUGGUCGCUGAAAGAUUCCAGUGGGACCUGCUGCCGAUUUUCCAAUUGCCUUCUUAAAACAAUGGUGUCUGAACUGACUCUUUUUACAUGAUACCUUGCCUUCAGUUGACUUGCUUUGAAGGGUCCAUGAUAACUUCUCAAGGGGAAAACAGUACUGUAGAAAGUUAGAGGUGGAAGGACCUAGGAGGUGAAGCUGCCUCUGGUUUUCAAGCUGUGGUUCAUAGCAAGGCAGGGUGGAGAAGGGGAAGCCAGGAGGGCUGUUUUGUUUUGUAAUAUUGGCUUCUAUGGAAUACAUAAUUCUCCUACUAAAAAUUAGAAGUUUGCGAAGAAGCGGCAUGGUCCAGCUUCUUUAUUUCAUAGAUGGGGAAACUGAGGCCCAGAGACAAGCAAGUAAUCAAGGCCCCCAGAGAGUACGUGGCUGGGCUGGGCUGAGCUCCUGGUCUCCUGGGUCUGUCUGCUGUUUGUGAGGCAGCACGUGUGCGGCUCCCAGCCCACGGGGCAGGAACCCAUCAGUUCUGGGCUCGUCUGUGCCCCUGACUUGCUCUGUGACCUCUCGGAAGUCAUUCACUCUCUGGCCUCACUUUCUCCAUCUGAGCAAGGAGGCCCCUGGAAUGUGCUGUCCUUUAGAGGAUCUGCAACCUGAAAUGAAAAAUCCUUGGCCUUGACCUGAGGAAAGCUACUUUGCAGGGUGAUGAUCUGGGUUUGCUGCAGGAACUCAGAAAGAUAUUCACAAAGGGGCAGAGGAAGUUUAACUUCCAGGAAAUAAGUCAAAGUUCCGCCUAAUUGUGGAACACAGAAACAAGGCCAUCCUCUCUCCCUUCAACUGGAAUCGGCCAAGUAUGUGUGGACACUGUCCCUUAGGUGGGGAUGCAGACAGCAGAGUGGGGCCCGUGACCACUGACUGCCACCACCAAGGCCCUGAGGUCAUAGAGCCUGCCUCCUCCAGGAUGAUGUCGGCAGGUUUCAGCCCAAGGUUACAGGAGAGGUCCCCAGGAGGUGGGGAGCCCCAGCCCUGGAAGUGUGGCACCCACCCAGGAGGGCUUCUGGAGAGGGAUGCCUGUAGUGGGCAAGGAACUGGGACCAGAUGACCCUGACUUCCCUUCCAGACUGACAGUUUCCUGUGUCUCUCUAUUGUGUAUGCUGAGCCCUUUCUCUAAGGCGCUCUCUCCCUCAGUGGUCAGUACAGCAACCCAGCUAGAGACAGGGAAUGCUGGGAGUUAAAUGUGCCCCUCCUUACCAAGGCUGUGCCAGCCGUGAGACUUGCCCAAAGCACAGGGUGAUCCUGGAACUAAGAUGGGAACUGCAGGAGGGCCACUCGGGCCUGAUGUUUCAACCCAGGCUGUACGUUCGAAUUCCUUUGGGAGCCUUCAGGAACCACAGAGAUAUAGGCCCAACCCCAGACCACUGAUGCCGAAUCUCCAGAGUAGGGCCUGGUCUGGUACAUGUUUUUUAAGUUCCCAGAUGAUUCUGCAGCACAGUCAGGACAGAGACCCAGUGGACUGGCCCAUGUGUACCUAUUUUCAGUGAAGAUGGGGAUCGUGAGCACCAGACAGGAUCUGGGACUCCAACCCAUCUUCUAAGUCCAGGCUGAAAGCUCCUAAAACGCAGGAAACAUCAUCCUGGGGGUCUCUGGGACCCCCGACUGCAACACAGUGAGGGCUCUGCGCCCCUGAUGGCCCCUCCCCUUGCCGUGGCUGAGUCCCCUCAUUUGCCCACACACGCCAGAUAUGCCCACGUUCCCCGUCGUGUUUACUAAGUUGCUGGGUCCUGCCAAGCUUGCCAAAGGCCAAAUCUCAGGCACUGUUGGGGAAGCAGGGCUCCACUGAAUGGGGUUACCUCCCCCCACCUCGUCUGUGACCAGCACUUCACAGUUUACAAAGCUCUCACCCCCACUCACUGACGCGCCCUCCUCCAAUACAGGUGAGCUAGGCGUUGUUAUCCCCAAGUUCAAAAGGAAAUACCUACUCUCAGAGAAUGAAGAAUCGUCAAGCCCAAAGGCACAAGCGGAAAGGCUGGGAGGUGAGGUCCUGUCUGGGGAGCUGCCCACAUGCCGCCUCCACACGGAGCCUUUCCUUCCUGCUCACGCUCUCCUCACCCCUAAGGGACCCGUACCUCGUGCUUAAAAACAAUGCGAAGGCAUCCAUGAACAAACUGCUUUCCUUUCUUUUUUUUACAUCUACAAUAAAUUAUUUAAAUUAUUUCACAGCAAGGGAGAGGGAUAGGUAAUUUUUAUCAGAUAUUUUUUUAAGUCAUUUUUUAAAAAUUGUUUUAGUUGUUGGUUGAUGAAGUAGGACUUGCCCAGCAUUUGCAGGGCCCUCAGGCUCAGGACAAGCGGACUGUGUUCUCAUCUCCUUACUCCACACCCUGAGGACCCCCCGACUGUUGACUCAGGAACUUUCUGAGAGUGAAGACAGCACUGGGAGAUGAGCUCUGGCAUCUAUCUACAAUCACUGAGAUUGUAUCAUAGACGGAAGCAGGAAGUCAGAAAUCGAGCUAUGCUUUUAAUACGAAACCGUGCCUGAAACCCUUUGAUUGUUUUAAUGUUGUUUCUGAAACUCCUUGUACCUUUAUAAAAAAAUAACUAAAAGUGAAGAUAAAUAGAUGUGGAAUUGUGCAAUGGAAAGAAGUUAACAAAAUAAUAAACAUCUGCCUAGACAUUUUAA